This is a messenger RNA of Rhizophagus irregularis DAOM 181602=DAOM 197198, 803 nucleotides long. Lineage: Eukaryota; Fungi; Glomeromycota; Glomeromycetes; Glomerales; Glomeraceae. The record is from RefSeq and is a predicted model, not a curated record.
AUUGACUUGUGUAUUGUGAUGAACUCAGUUUGUGUAAUUCAAUGUUUUGGUAUUACCAAAGAUCCGAAAACAAAUAAUUACAUGAUGGUAAUGGAAUAUGCAGAAAAUGGUAGUUUAAGACGAUAUUUAGAUAAGAAUUAUAAUUCAUUAAAUUGGAAAGAAAAGUUGAACAUUUUAUAUAAGAUAGCGUCUGGACUUCUUUAUAUUCAUUAUAAGGGAUUAAUUCAUCGAGAUUUUCAUUGUGGUAAUAUAUUAAGUAAUUCUGAUGAUACAAUUCGUAUUGCAGAUUUAGGAUUAUGUCGACCAGCGAAUGAAAAGAAUUCACAAAGUAAUGAUAACAAAAUAUAUGGAGUAUUACCUUAUGUAGCACCAGAAGUUUUAAGAGGACGAGAAUAUACACAAGAAAGUGAUAUUUAUGGAUUUGGAAUUAUAGCAAAUGAAAUAUGUACAGGAUUACCUCCUUAUCAUGAUAUAGCUCAUGAUGAAUUCUUAGCGACGAGAAUUUGUCGAGGGUUAAGACCAAAAUCUAAUCAUAAAAUUCCUAAACUAAUUUUUGACAUAAUUAAUCAAUGUUGGAAUGGGGAUCCUUCGAAACGACCUAAAGCAAAAGAAUUACCUAAAUUAUUAGAAGAUUUAAUUGGGAGAGCUGAAAUAAAUAACGAAUGUUUAUCUUUAAUUUCAACAAAAUCACCAGCUACUAGUAUUUUUUCGUACACAAAACAUCCUCAUGCAAUUUAUACAACUAGAAUUAUAAAAUAUUCAAAAUAUUCAGAAUAUUCAGCUUCCUUAAAAAUAGAUUUCGC